This is a messenger RNA of Sinocyclocheilus rhinocerous, 2127 nucleotides long. RefSeq names its product T-box transcription factor 5a (gene tbx5a). Gene Ontology annotation, cellular component: chromatin; nucleus. Gene Ontology annotation, biological process: pattern specification process; cardiac left ventricle formation; positive regulation of DNA-templated transcription. The transcript has 9 exons. Lineage: Eukaryota; Metazoa; Chordata; Actinopteri; Cypriniformes; Cyprinidae. The record is from RefSeq and is a predicted model, not a curated record. Bases 242 to 1810 code for a protein of 522 amino acids. Gene Ontology annotation, molecular function: RNA polymerase II cis-regulatory region sequence-specific DNA binding; DNA-binding transcription factor activity, RNA polymerase II-specific.
UUCACAUCUGAAAAAGAGGCGUACACACGUUCGUUUCUCUGAAUCACAGGUACACACGUUUGAGAAAUGAUCGUAAGAUCAAACGUAGGACGGUUUCCAUGCAACAUUUUAUAAAUGAGGCCCCUGUACUGCAUGAAGAACUGAAUAUGCAUGAACGACAUGACUGAUAUAUCAUCGGGUUACUAGUUGGUUACUCACUGUAGAGGCCUCGCGGUCGCAGUAGUUCACAGGCCCCUCUGACAUGGCGGACAGCGAAGACACCUUUCGGCUCCAAAACUCUCCCAGUGACACCGAUUCAAAAGAUUUACAAAACGAUAGUAAAUCAGACAAGCAGAAUGGAGCCGUUAGCAAAUCUCCGUCAUCACAGACAACAUACAUUCAACAGGGAAUGGAAGGGAUAAAAGUUUACUUACACGAGCGAGAGUUGUGGACAAAGUUUCAUGAAGUGGGAACUGAAAUGAUCAUCACCAAAGCAGGGAGGCGGAUGUUCCCAAGCUUCAAAGUGAAGGUCACCGUGUUGAACCCAAAAACCAAAUACAUUCUGCUGAUGGAUGUUGUGCCAGCGGACGACCACCGCUAUAAAUUCGCCGAUAACAAAUGGUCUGUGACAGGGAAAGCAGAACCUGCGAUGCCGGGAAGGCUGUACGUCCAUCCAGAUUCUCCAGCCACUGGAGCGCACUGGAUGCGGCAACUGGUGUCUUUCCAGAAGCUUAAAUUAACAAACAACCACCUUGAUCCCUUUGGACAUAUUAUCCUGAAUUCCAUGCAUAAAUAUCAACCGAGGAUCCACAUCGUAAAGGCAGAUGAGAAUAACGGAUUUGGAUCCAAAAACACCGCUUUCUGCACCCAUGUGUUCCCAGAAACGGCUUUCAUUGCAGUCACAUCUUACCAAAACCAUAAGAUCACCCAGCUGAAGAUUGAGAACAAUCCCUUUGCAAAGGGCUUUCGUGGAAGUGACGAUAUGGAGCUGCAUCGCAUGUCAAGAAUGCAGAGCACCAAGGAGUAUCCAGUGGUUCCUCGCAGUACUGUGCGUCAGCGGGUUGGCACCAGCCAGAGUCCAUUUGGCAGUGACGUGCAAGGUCUGUCUACUCCUAGCGCCAUGAGCUCUCAGUACUCGUGUGAGAAUGGGGUCACGAGCACAUCCCAGGAUCUGCUGCCUCAGUCAAGCUCUUACCCGCUGCCCCAUGAACACAGCCAAGACUAUCACUGCAUUAAGAGGAAAGUUGAGGACGACUGUCACACAGGAGAGCACUCAUUCAAGAAGACCUAUGUGGAAAGCUCAUCCAGUGAGGACGAUCACUACUAUCGACCCGUUAGCUACUCUCAGUCUCUGGGUCUUAACGGCGCCCCCUACAGGGCCGAGUCUGGCCAGCGGCAGGCUUGCAUGUAUGCCAGCGCAUCGCAAUCCACCGAGCCCAUGCCCAGCCUGGAAGACAUCAGCUGCAACACCUGGGCGGGCGUCUCACCUUACGGCGGCUGCUCGGUGACGACCAUGCAGCAGAUGGAGCGACUGCCCUACCAGCACUUCUCAGCUCACUUCACCUCAGGAACCCUCGUGUCCAGAUUGAGCGGCGUCGCAGGCCACGCCUCACCACAGGUGGGUGACACCCAUGCGAUGUACCAGGGUUCCAUGUCCCAUCAGUCGCUGGGCCGCCAGUGCAGUCCGAGUGCGGGAAUUCAGUCACCAACUGCCGGCCUGCAGGGCAACGAGUACUUGUACACUCAUAGUAUACCCCGCACCCUGUCCCCGCACCAGUACCACGCCGUACACAGUGUAAGCAUUAUGCCUGACUGGAAUGAGGGCAGCUAACUGGAUUCUCUCGAGCAGCAUAAGAGGCCCCAACAUGGAGGAGAGGCGCUUUUUUGCAUAUUUAUAUUUUUUAUAUCUAAGCUGCCUUUGAGAGCUUGUGGCAUAGGCAACUUGUGUCAUAAACAGUUUGAGGCUAGUUCAACUGGCUGAGGCAGCAAUGAAUGUCUCAGUGUUUGAGCAGGACAGUAACAUGAGACAUGCAUUUGCAAGAUACUGACUGUAUAUCAGGGACAAAGAACUUUUCCCUUUCAAUGCAAAGACAAAUGCACAAGGUUGCCAACAAAUUUAUUGACAAACCUUUUAUUAAAAAAAGAAAA